Peniophora sp. CBMAI 1063 is the source of this 1353-nucleotide messenger RNA. The record is from the annotation of a GenBank genome assembly. NCBI's taxonomy places the organism in Eukaryota, Fungi, Basidiomycota, Agaricomycetes, Russulales, Peniophoraceae.
AUGUCCGACCUCCAUUCCCCAAUCGAUAGAUCAGAUACGCGUUCUCCGAUAUCCGUACUCCCCGUAGAGCUCUUCAUCCGAAUCGCCGAUUUCGUCGCAAGCGAUGAUCCCCCAACUUGGAUCGUCCGCGGAGAUACCGAAAGGGAACUUAUCGUGACGGAGAACAUAUUGGGGUUCCUCGUGAUUACCCAUGUCUGUAGUCGCUGGCGAAGUGUUUGCCACGGCGCGCUCGAGCUGUGGGGCUCGGCGACUUCUGCUUUGGCGGAAAAGUCAACUCUACACGUCUCCAUUGACCAUUCGAUACCGACUGUGCGCAUUCUUGUACCACCAAUCCUACCUGCGCUGCGCGUUUUGUCGUUCUCGACCUUAUGGGACCUUCCUAUGAUGUCAGUACUCGACAUCCUUGCGCAAACACCCCUGCUCGAACGCCUACACUUCAAUGAAUGUCAUUGGUCUAUGACACCCGAUGAAGCCCGUCAAGAACGCCCGAAGCUCGUUAUGUCAAGGUUGACAUCCUUGACGCUUGACGAUCUGUACACGCUCAGAGACGGCGCUUGGUACAACAACUGCCCCUUGGAGUACCUCUACAAUCAUAUUGAUCUUCCAUCCGACACCCUCGUCACGCUCUCUCCAUGCUUCAGCGAUCUCGACUUCGAAGAUGGCAGUGCGAUUCGCCUGUUGCAAAGACUCUUUGCGCGGGUUUUGGCCGAUAUACGCCGCGGUCCCAGUCCGCCUCUGUGCGUCCACAUCGCAUGGUUGGACUCACCGAAACCCAUAUACCUCACUGCGCUACCGACGUUCGGCGAUCUCGCUAUCUUCAAAUAUCCUUCUCACCCGCGGCAUCGCGAGUUACAACGCGCGAAGAUUGGGCUGCAUACGAUAGGGCUUGAGGAGGUUCUCCUUGACGAAAGCAUUGUCAAUACGUUGAAAGGCGUCGAGAUGCUAUCUAUACCGACCGAUCGCAUCACGCGCAUCUCUGGCAACUACCUCUUCCUAGAAGAAGCGCUGUUCAGUGUCUUCUCUGACAUCCGAAUCUUGCGUAUAUCGCAGACUACGAAGAACAACAGCACGGACACUUGGCUGUUCUUACACGAGCUCGCAGAGUUCGUGAGGAGCGACACUCUAAAGUAUCCGCGCUUGGAGGAGAUAUGGAUCUCGCCUAUCGUCUCUGUUGCGGUUGACGCACAUGUCGUGCGGAAGGUUGCGGGGAUUGUUGCGCAGCGGGAUAAGCAUCCGGAUAACAGGAUACAUACGGUGAGGUUGGGCAUACCGAGGCCUUCAGGAGAUAGUGAGGAGGGCGUUUCGGCUGCUGAGCUUGAGAGCUUGGUUCCGAAUGUUGAAUGGGCAGCCUGA